AUGCUUUAUAAAGUGCAAAAAAAUUGCAUUUAUAUGAACAUCAGCAUUACAACAGAAGAUUCAGAAGUAGGAAGUCAACAUUGCACAUUAUCAAUUUAUGAUUCUGUAGUUGGACAAGCAAGCUCCAAGAGUGAUACAAUAGCAAUAAAACUCGCAGCACAAAUUGUUUUAGAAAAAAUUGAGAAAGAUGAUGAAUACCUUGAUUCUGGAUGUGAAUUUGAUUCUGGAUGUUGCUGUUCAAUUAUAAUUGAUUAUGCUGAUAAUUUUGCACAGUUAAGUAAACAUCUUAAUCAACCAUUGAUCAAUGUCAAAGAAAUCUCAAAAAUCACGAAUUUUUUACAACCUGGUGCACUUCCUAUAUUAACACCAACAACAUAUGUGGUGCCAGAAUUUUAUAAAAAAUCUUCAAUUGGGGCUUCAAUUUUCAGAUCUGUAUUAUUAUUACCAUUGAUACUUACAAGAUUAGAUUCACAAAUUCCUAAAGAAAUGGGGAGCAUGGUAAAAAGCAUCUUUGUGGAUGCAAAAUUUGAUUCACAAGUUCCUCAAACAUUGUUUGAUUUAUGGAUUGAGUCAGUUUUAAGUGAGCAUGUUGCUCCUCUUAUGUUGCCAAUGAUAAAACUUACAGAAGCAUGGAUCCCUAGAAGGACAACCGUUAAGAGAAUCAGCAAUAAAAUACUUGAAGAACUAAGUGCUAUGAGUGCGGCUAGUAAAGUGCAAAUUCUAGUGGCUGAAGGAGCCAAACAGAAAAAAUUUCCUGAUGUUAUUACUAUAGCUGGUGUUGGCGAAUAG
This is a messenger RNA of Entrophospora candida, 789 nucleotides long. The record is from the annotation of a GenBank genome assembly. Lineage: Eukaryota; Fungi; Glomeromycota; Glomeromycetes; Entrophosporales; Entrophosporaceae.